AUGACCCACCGCUGCAGGAGAUCCUCCGGUCUCUGGAAGAUCGUGGUGUGGGAUGAGGCUUUCUUCCAGGGCAAGAAGCGCGAGUUCACCGCCGACUGCUACAGCACCCUGGAGCACGGCUUCAGCACCGUCCGCUCCUGCAAGAUUGAGAGCGGGGCGUGGGCAGGCUUCGAGCACUGUGGCUUCCAGGGGCAGCAGUUUGUGCUGGAGCGUGGCGAGUACCCGUGCUGGGAGGCGUGGAGCGGCAGCAACGCCUACCACGUGGAGAGGAUGUGCUCCUUCCGCCCCAUCGCCUGCGCCGACCGCGGGCACAGCAGGCUGAUGCUCUUCGAGCAGGAGAACUUCCAGGGCAGGCGGGGGGAGCUGAGCGAUGACUGCCCCUCGCUGCCCGCCCUGGGCUGGGGCAGCAGCACCGUGGGCUCCUUCCUCGUCCACUCCGGCACGUGGGUCUGCUCGCAGUACCCAGGGUACCGGGGCUUCCAGUACCUCCUGGAGAGCGACAGCCGCGCGGGCGAGUACAAGCACGUGCGGGAGUGGGGCUCCCACGCACAGACGGGCCAGGUCCAGUCCAUCCGCAGGGUCCAGCAGUGA
Messenger RNA from Gymnogyps californianus (California condor), 591 nucleotides. It is a transcript of the gene CRYBA4, whose product is annotated as crystallin beta A4. The transcript is spliced from 5 exons. Lineage: Eukaryota; Metazoa; Chordata; Aves; Accipitriformes; Cathartidae. The record is from RefSeq and is a predicted model, not a curated record. The coding region runs from base 1 to 591 and encodes 196 amino acids. Gene Ontology annotation, molecular function: structural constituent of eye lens. Gene Ontology annotation, biological process: lens development in camera-type eye; visual perception.